This is a messenger RNA of Pungitius pungitius (ninespine stickleback), 1094 nucleotides long. It is a transcript of the gene gnmt, whose product is annotated as glycine N-methyltransferase. Lineage: Eukaryota; Metazoa; Chordata; Actinopteri; Perciformes; Gasterosteidae. Gene Ontology annotation, biological process: S-adenosylmethionine metabolic process; protein homotetramerization; regulation of gluconeogenesis. Gene Ontology annotation, molecular function: glycine binding; S-adenosyl-L-methionine binding; identical protein binding. Bases 142 to 1029 code for a protein of 295 amino acids. Gene Ontology annotation, cellular component: cytosol. The transcript is spliced from 6 exons. The record is from RefSeq and is a predicted model, not a curated record.
GAACCCGGCCUAGCAUGUGGAUCGAGACAGUCCUGUUGGACCAUAUCUAGCUUGUGUUCUCGCUAAUGCCCCGGACACAUCGGGUCCUCCGCCGGAUUAGCGAAGAGAAAGAAGAAAAAAAGCCCCAGACCGAGCAGCAGUAUGUCGGCCGACGGCGUGUUCAGGACCCGCUCUCUCGGUGUCGCCGCCGAGGGACUUCCGGACCAGUACGCCGACGGCAAAGCGGCGAAAGUCUGGGAGCUGUACAUCGGGGACACUCAGAGCAGGACUCAGGAGUACAAAAGCUGGGUGGUGUCUCUGCUGAGAGAGCACGGCGUGCAGAGGAUACUGGAUGUAGCCUGCGGAACAGGCGUCGACUCCAUCAUGUUGGUGGAGGAAGGCUUUAAGACGGUGAGCGUGGACGCCAGCGACAAAAUGCUCAAGUACGCCCUGAAGUCGAGAUGGGAGAGGAGAAGAGAGCCGGCGUUUGAUCAGUGGGUGAUCGAAGAGGCCAACUGGUUGACGUUACCAGACGACAUUAAGAAACCAGGCGCCGGCUUCGACGCCGUCAUCUGCCUCGGGAACUCGUUUGCCCACCUGCCCGACUUUAAAGGGGACCAGAGCGACCAAAAGUUGGCCCUCCAGAAUAUCGCCAGCAUGGUGAGACCGGGUGGCAUCCUCAUCAUCGACCAUCGGAAUUACGACUACAUCCUGGAGACGGGCCAGGCUCCUCAAGGCAAGAACAUCUACUACAAGAGUGACCUGACUCAGGACAUCUCCACCUCGGUGCUGUGGGUCAACAACAAGCCCCACAUGAUCACCCUGGACUACACCAUCCACGUGCCCAAGGCCGCCGUGGAGAAUCUGCCCGAAGUCAGCAAGUUCCGGCUGUCCUACUACCCUCACUGCCUGGAGAGCUUUAAGGGCUUGCUGAGGGGGGCCUUCGGCGGCAAAAUGGAGCACAGCGUGUACGGAGACUUCCAGACGUACGUGGCGGGCCAGUCCAAGGCGCCGUGCUACUUCAUCCACGUCUGCAAGAAAGCCGCCUGAGCAGCUCGGACCGGGGGGGGGGGGGCAGCUCGCUGUGCUGCUAUGGCAAAGUCACAUUGGAAUGU